Seriola dumerili (greater amberjack) is the source of this 1312-nucleotide messenger RNA. It is a transcript of the gene vkorc1l1, whose product is annotated as vitamin K epoxide reductase complex subunit 1 like 1. Lineage: Eukaryota; Metazoa; Chordata; Actinopteri; Carangiformes; Carangidae. Gene Ontology annotation, biological process: vitamin K metabolic process; peptidyl-glutamic acid carboxylation. The transcript is spliced from 3 exons. The coding region runs from base 5 to 565 and encodes 186 amino acids. The record is from RefSeq and is a predicted model, not a curated record. Gene Ontology annotation, molecular function: vitamin-K-epoxide reductase (warfarin-sensitive) activity.
GCGUAUGUAUGCGUGUCUCCAGCUAGGCCAGAGAGUGAUGGCGGCGCCCGUCCUGAGAGUGUCCACCCCUCGGUGGGAAAGAAUAGCUAGGCUUCUUGUUUGCCUGUUAGGCAUACUGUUGUCUCUAUAUGCUUUUCACGUCGAGAGGGAAAAGGCUCGGGAUCCGAGUUACACGGCUAUGUGCGACGUCAGCAGCUCCAUCAGCUGUUCAAAAGUGUUCAGCUCAAGGUGGGGUCAAGGAUUUGGACUCCUGGGCUCAAUUUUUGGAAAUGACAGUGCACUGAACCAACCCAACAGUGUCUAUGGGAUUGUCUUUUAUGCCUUUCAGCUCCUACUAGGAAUGACUGUCAGUGCAAUGGCCGCCCUUAUUCUCAUGACGACAUCCAUCUUGUCGGUGGUGGGUUCGCUCUACCUGGGCUACAUCCUCUACUUUGUCCUAAAGGACUUCUGCAUCAUCUGCAUCACCACAUAUGCGCUGAACUUCAUUCUCUUUAUUCUCAACUACAAGCGACUGGUUUACUUGAAUGAGGCCUGGAAGCAGCAGCUCCAGGCCAAGCAGGACUAAGCUGUCGAGAACGGCAAGAAAAGAACGACAAACAAACGACACACAAAAAAAGAAAAGAAAUGUGACCUCUGAACUUUUGACUUGCCACCAGGAGACCUUGCUUCCAAACAAUGUUUAUUCUGCUGUGUGUUCAAAAAAAAUGAAGAAAUUUAACUUAAAUGUUGGGCCUGACAUCUCAAUGUUGAUUGCAAACAUGGAAGGAUUUGUAAGUGAAAGAUGAUUUUCUUUUAAUUUCUUUUACCUUGUUUAACAUUGUACUCACUUAAGGAGGGGGCUGGCUGUGUGUGUGUGCGUGUGUGAGCGCAUGUGUGUGAGUGUAUGUGUGUGUGUGUGUGUGCGUGCGCGUGUGUGUGCGUGCGUGUGUGUGAGAUAGCGGAAACACAACAACCCAAGCAAGCAGAGGCAGAGGGCCACAGUACAGAACGAUGGAGGACAGCUCUCUUUUGAACAAAGGAUCGCAGAAUGGAAGAAAAACGGGACAUUCAAAGGGGUUUACUUGAAAUGGUUAGAAAGGUCCUAUUACUGCACAGCACAUCUGCACUAAAAACAUGGAGCCGAAUAAUGGGAAAAAUUAGAAAAACACUCAUUAAGGUUAUCGUACAGUUUGCAGAUAAGGUUCAAUGGCAGGGUUGGGGGACAAAACGAUUAACAUUUAUACAGAAUAGUUUUUUUUCUUUUUCAUGUUUACACUUUGUCGUAGCUUUGUUUCUGAAGAGGACCACUAAAAAUAAACAUGGGACAAUGUGA